GUUUCAAUGUUGUACGUAUGAAAUUAGUGUUUAGGGUUUACUUGAUUCCUGAAAGUAUCUUUGCCUUUGGAUCUUGGAAGAAUUGUUUAUCGGGUUUGGGGUGGUUUGAAUAAGUGCUUCCUAGAACUGUUGCUAGAACUGCUGCUUCCUAGAACUGUUGCUAGAACUGCUGCUUCCUAGAAGGGGCUUUCAAUUUGAGAUAUAACAUUUUGGCGGGAAAAUUUGUAUGGCGGGAAGGAGGGAAUUAGCGCUUCCUAGAACUGCUGCUAGUAGCUUAAGGGAACAAUUGGCUAGAACUACACUUAACAAUGUCAGAGCACAAGGACACACGUAUGUGGAGCUUCGUGAAGAUGGGAAGCGGCUCAUAUUCUUUUGCACUUUGUGUCUUUCUCCGUGUUACAGUGAUUCAGUGUUGUUUGAUCAUUUGAGGGGUAAUCUUCACACUGAGAGGUUAUCUGCUGCUAAGGUUACUCUCUUGGGACCAAACCCUUGGCCUUUUAAUGAUGGUGUUCUUUUCUUUGACAAUUUCUAUGAGAAAGAAAAACAAUUAAAAAAUGAGAGGUUGUUGGAGUGUCACAACAAUGAUAACAAUCAAGCUAUUAUUGAAUAUACUGGAAAUUGCAAACUCAACAAUUAUGUGUGUGAUGGGCUUGAGAUGAGUCAUGGGGAAAGGACAAUCGGAAUCCAUGCUAAGAAUGGUGAUUGUGGAAACUGUGAUAAGGUGAUUCCAGGAGUGUUUCAUAAGAAUAGAAUUACUGAUUUGAAAGUUAGGUUCAUUGGUGUUGGACAAAUUGCUGCGACGAUGCUUCAAAAGGACAAGGGUUCCACUGAGAUCUCUAAAAUAUGGUGUGAAUGGUUGGGGAAAGAGGGACCUAUUGACGAGGACACAGACAAGAUUCCAGAUCAUGACUUCGCUGUUAUAACUUUUGCUUAUACGUAUGAUCUGGGUAGACAGGGGCUGUUUGAUGACGUGAAACUAUUACUCUCUUCUAGUCAUGCAGAAGAACUUGAGAGUAGUGAGACAACUACUGCGAGGAAAAGAAAGAAGUCAUUUUCUGACCCAGAAGAUGUUAGUGAAUCUUUGAGUAUUCAAUCCAAUUCAUCUGGGGAGUUUGCUUCAGCCUCCAGUAGUGCUACUUCAAGUUUGCUUUUGGAUCGAUACGAUGACCAGCUUCUGGACACAAGGUUUAUAUCUAGCAAGUCUAUAAGGCGAGAGUUGAGACGACAACAGCGCAUAGCUGCUGAAAGAAUGUGUGAUAUCUGUCAGCAAAAGAUACUUCUUGAUAAAGAUGUAGCAGCACUAAUGAAUACGAAGACUGGAAAACUUGCUUGCAGCAGUAGAAAUAUGAAUGGGAUAUUUCAUGUAUUUCACAUUUCCUGCCUCGUACACUGGAUCCUUCUCUGUGAGUAUGAAAUAAUGAUGAACCAGUCAGUCAGUCCAAAAGGGAAACGAAAGUCUAGGAGAAAGAAUGGAGCCAAGCACAAUGAAGUGGGAAAGGAUGGAGAACUUAUAUCUACAAACCAAAUUUGUUCUGUGCUCUGCCCAGUGUGCCAGGGUACUGGUGUGCACAUUGAAGGAGAUAAGCUUGAGGAAGUAACUGUCACUCUCUCUCAGAUGUUCAGAUAUAAGAUUAAAGUGAGUGAUGCACAUAGAGCUUGGAUGAAAAAUCCUGAAGUGUUGCCAAACUGCUCAACAGGAUUUCAUUUCCCUCCUCAAUCUGAAGAAACGUUUCAGGAAAAGGUGUUGCCUCUAAAAUUGCUUCAUUUCUAUAGUGCCAAUGAACAGUAGUCAUGCACAAGUUUUACCGAGAUGAGCCUUGCUAAUGACCUAUAGGUUUAGUAAUAGCAUGCAGAAUUUGCUGUAAACAAACAUUUAUCAUGUAACCUGUUGUACAGGUAAUUGUCAUGUUUCUCAUGAAAUUCUUGAAUGGCACUUCAGACAAGGGUGGGUGCGUUCAGGAGUUUAACCUUUGUGGAUAGCUGUAUAUAUGUUGUCUAACAGAGGUCCAUACAUCAGUGUACAUUGCUUGCAUGUGUCUGCACUGUAAAUGAAUUGGUAGAUUGACUCUUAAUUGUUGAAUGCUGUACUUCAUUUCUAUAUUUUUUUUCUUUCUUAACUUAUUGAUUAAACAGUUUAGCCC
Pistacia vera is the source of this 2141-nucleotide messenger RNA. RefSeq lists its product as uncharacterized. Bases 227 to 1789 code for a protein of 520 amino acids. The transcript is spliced from 4 exons. Lineage: Eukaryota; Viridiplantae; Streptophyta; Magnoliopsida; Sapindales; Anacardiaceae. The record is from RefSeq and is a predicted model, not a curated record.